CCAGUUUUGCGUACUGUAUGAUUCAACGACGUGCAUAUCGCCAAAGUACACGAAUAGAUGGGCGAGAUCGCUCUGGCUUAGGAUUUCUGAAAUAGUGGCCGGUAAAUGAACAGAAAUUCCCCGAAUCAUGGAGGAGGAAGGCGAGCGUUGACCUCCUCCGCUCACCACGCAGGACGGCCGAUGCGUCACUCUGCUCCGUGCACCAGCACCACUCAUGGCCGCUUUCGCUCCUGCUGCCGUGGCCGAAGAUUACAAUAACGAACAGCAAUGGUGCGCGCUUUGCUCGGAACGACUGCAGGGCACGGAGCCCAAAAUCCUGGCCUGCCUUCACAGGUUCUGCCGGCCCUGCUUGGAGAUGAGAGUGGCCGAGCCAGACCGCAUACGGUGCCCUAUUUGUUACCAGGAAAGCCAGCUCGGCGAUUUGGGGGUGGACGGUCUACCGUCCGAUCUUUUCAUCAGUAAUAUUCUGGAUGUGGUCGGCAGUCAUGAGGAUGAUGGAGACGGGGUUGUGUCGUCGUCUGAACGGCGGACGUGCAGCUCUUGUGAUGAGGGGCAAGUUGCAUCCAGGCUUUGCAGGGACUGCAACGAGAGAUUAUGUGAAAGCUGUGUGCUUGCCCACCAACGCGUCCGAUUGACUAAAGAUCAUGAAAUAGUUACGCUACAAUCCUCAGGGCCUAGUACAUCAGGAAGCUAUCACAGACAUGCGCAACGCCAAUCCUACCAAGCGCAGAUACAGCCAGUGUCAGAUCGACCUCCAAGCUAUUGCGAAAUCCAUCAGAACGAAGUCUUGCGGUUGUACUGCGAUUCUUGCAGUAAAGCCAUAUGCCGUGACUGUACCAUGAUGGAGCAUCGCGGCCACAGCUGUGUAUAUCUUCAGAAUGCAGUUGAAGACAGCAAAGCUAUCACCCUCCGUCUACUCAGUGAUGCCAAGAAUGGAAUGCAGGCUUUGCAGGAGAGUUUAUCCCACACCAAAGGAAUGGCCGAACGGGUUGAGAUGAGAACCCAGCUUGUGGUCAAGGAGGUUCAGACGACCAUGCAUCGACACCUGACUGCGCUUGAAGAACGGGAACAAGAUCUGCUUCGAAAGGUGGACAAGAUUCGACAGGUGAAGGGAAGAGCUUUGCACAUGCAAAUGGAAGAUUUGAAGCGUGGUUUAGAGAGCGUCUCAAAUUGUGUUGGAGCUGUUGAAAAGGCUUUGCAGAGUGGCACCGAUUUGGACGUUCUCAAGACCAAGGAUAUGAUUGUCAAUCAGAUGCAGGCCCUGAGAAGUCUUCGAGGUCAUCUACAGCCCCAUGAAGAUGAUCAAGUAGUUUUCACACCCCCCGAUACUGCCCUCCACACUGCCAUCAGCUCUCUGGGAUUCAUAAGCAGCAGCGCCUAUGCUCCAACUUCAUAUGCCACAGGCGAUGGGUUGAAGCGUGCACUUCAGGGAAAAAUCACCACGUUUGUGGUGCACGCCAAGGAUCACAAUGGUGAAUGUCGGUGCAUCGGAGGUGAAGCUGUGGAAGUUAUCAUCCAAGGCCCAGAAGGUGGUCUCUAUCCUGCUGAAGUCAUCGAUCGUCAGAAUGGUACCUACUCUAUCAGCUACCGACCACAGCUAGAAGGUCGUCACGUAGUGUCCGUCACAAUACGAGGGACCCACAUCCAAGAUAGCCCCUUCAUUGUAACUGUCCGUACUGGUCGUAACUACACCAAUAUCAGCCAUGUGCAGCUUGCAUUUGGCACUGAAGGUGAGGGCGAUGGUCAGCUUUGUCGUCCAUGGGGAAUAGCCGUCAAUAAGGACAAUUUCAUUGUCAUAGCCGACCGCAGCAACAACCGCAUUCAAGUCUUCAACCCCGAUGGCACAUUUCACCACAAGUUUGGUUCGGCAGGAUCUCGAAAUGGGCAGUUCGACCGUCCAGCAGGAAUCGCCAUCGACAACCAAGGAAACAUCAUCGUUGCCGACAAAGACAACCACCGCAUCCAAGUCUUCUCGUUCGAGGGGCAGUUCCUCUUCAAGUUUGGUGAGAAGGGAAGCAAGAACGGCCAGUUCAACUAUCCAUGGGAUGUGGCCAUCAACAACGAGGGCAAGAUUCUGGUGUCGGACACACGUAAUCAUCGCAUCCAGCUCUUCCAUCCUGAUGGCACCUUCUGCAAUAAGUACGGCUUUGAGGGGGCUUUGUGGAAACACUUUGAUUCCCCAAGGGGCGUUGCGUUCAACAACGAGGGCCACGUAGUCGUCACGGAUUUCAACAACCACCGGUUACUGGUCAUCCAUCCAGAGUUCAAGACAGCUCGGUUCCUGGGCUCGGAAGGCACAAACAACGGGCAGUUUCUCAGACCUCAGGGAGUAGCCAUUGACCAGGAGGGCAACAUCAUCGUAGCUGACUCCCGAAACCACCGCAUCCAAGUAUUUCAGCCAAACGGCAACUUCCUGUGUAAGUUUGGCAUACAGGGGAUGCAGCCAGGUCAUCUGGACAGACCGUCCGGUAUCUGCGUCACCCACGAUGGUCUCAUCCUAGUGGUCGACUUUGGCAACAAUCGUGUGCAAGGUUUCUGAAUAUACAAAUGUUAUACGGGUAUUAUAUAAGCCAUCAAAAGGAGGAUGGCUGGUGUACAAGGGCCGGUUCCUUUAAGUUGUUUGCAUUUGGCCACAUCACAUUAAAACAAAUUGUAAAAUACGUGUUUCUUGUUGGUGUUGAAAAGUUUUGCCUCGUAGUGCUUAAAGCAUUUUUACUCGGCUGUGCUUUCCAGUACUUGUGGUACAUUUUCCUAGUAAACCCUCGUAAAAAAAAAAAAUAAUGCAAUUUUUAGUUUUAAAAAAAAUGGUGUGUUUUCAUCCUCUGGCCUGUUGUAUAGAAUGGUAUUAUGCUUGCAUGUGAUGUAAAUGUGAAAAUACAAUUAUAUUUUAUCUAAAGUGCUUUCUCAGGAGAAUUUGUGAUGCGUGUUAAAAUGCAAACAUCUUAAUGGUGCCGAGGCAGAGAUAAGUAAUUGAUUUUAGCUGUCUGUUGAGCAGGGGCAAAACAGUUGUCUUUUACUUGGCGAUGCUUUGUAAAGUUCCGAUGACAAAAAUAUUGUUGGUUUGAUCAAUUUAUGAUGUACAUGUAUGCAGCUUUGAUGGUUCUUAAUUUGGAAAAAAAAAAUAUGGAAGCAGAUUUGCAUGUUCAAUAUGAAUUUUAAAACUGCUCGAUAAAACCAAUGCGCUUUUUAGAUAGAGAAGCUUUAUUCACAUUUGAGAAUAGCAUCCGUAAUUGGCCAAACUAAAAGUGCUAAACUAAAAGCUUGGAAGAAAAGGCAAAAAUCUUUUCUUGUAAAAUUGUCCCAGCUGAUCAUGUAGCUGUCGUCAAUGUGAGUUGUGGUACCAGGACGGCACCACACUAAAAAUAUAAAACUCUUCCACCACCAAAGAUUUUUAAACUGUUCAGAAUAUUUAGUGUUUUAGCAAGACGUCGGCCUAAGGCUGUGUUUUUUUGUGUGCAGGUCCAACCAUGCAAGUGAGAUGCUAACAUCUCGCACAGCAGAAUUUUAUGAUUUUUAUACAGGAAAAGAAAAAAAGCUUAUAAAGCGAUUCUCAUUCAGGGUUUCAUACAUGUACAGGUAUUAUUGUGCAGCAUUUGUGUCGCUGCAGUGCUGCCUUUUUGAAAAUCAAGCAAAAUAAUCCGAGAUUGGUGAGUUUUAAAAAGGCAGCGGAAGUACAUGUAAUAAGCGGUUUAUUAAAUAGAUUUUUAGAAUUUCUGCUUUCACCAAGUUCCAACAUGGGCGCUUUUCAGAUUUCAAAAGAAAGGGUCGCAGCAAAUGCAAAUGCAUUUUUUGAGGCACUGUACAAAUGUGUGAAAAUUGGACACAAAGAAUAAAACCUUUUUUUUUCUUGUGAUACAACAAAGCUUCAAAGCUGGAAGCAUCGCUAUCGCCAAACGUUAAAAACGAACAUUAAAGUGAAAGAUUGAAAUGAAUACUCCCAAUCUGUGAAAUGAAAAUGUUAAUGAAAAUUAAAGCAUCUGCGCGCUGCAUCUGAAAUGAUCAAUGGAUUUUGACGAUUUCAGUGUUUUUUUUAAAGUGAUUGUGACUUCCAUAUAAAUGUGUAUUUUAGACUGCACCGUUUUUAAAUUCUACCUCAGUAUAAAUGUCUUGCACCUCCUUAUAGAUUUGAGUGUAGGUUUUUGGAUUAUUAUAAAGCAGUGCCUUGGUUUAAAGGUAGUAUUUUGGGAAUUUCUUUUGAUGUUUUUUUCUUUUCUUUACCUUUUUUUCACUUGCACACUUUGUUGUAACGUGUAUUGCAUUCAUGUAGGUGUUGAUAUUGAUGGAAUUGUGUUCUGUUACAUUUGUGACAUUUUGUGUUCCUUUGUUGUUUUUUCUCCAACAUAUUUUACUGGACAUAAUCACGUUUAAGUUUUGUAAAAAAAAUUGUUUAGCUGCUUGGCUCUGUCACAGUUUUAUACCUCAAAAUCAGAGUUUAUCAAAUACUUUCAACGCUAACGAACGCGUGCCAACUUUAACAAACAUGUACUUCAGAAGUACACAAUUUGCGCUUUUUUAACUCAGGAAGCGAAAUCUCAGGCUAUAAGUAGGCAAAUCACACUUUCAAUAACUAGGCAAAGCCUGAAAUAAUGUGUGAAUGGACGUUUGAUCAUUUCAGCCAAAAUUUGUAUUUUGAGGGAUGAGUUGGUUAAGGGCUUGCUCUUAAACGUCUUAAGUGUAGUAUUUGUUACAAUUUGCAAAGCAUACAUAGAUUAAACAGUUAUCGGCUUGCUACAGUGCUAGGGCAUGACUCAGUUUUAAUGCGCCUCAAAGCUUGCUGAUUAAUCACAGUUGAGUACAACUCGAGUGCGUUUCCCUCCUUAAUCUACUUAACUGCACUUACAAGGAGACGUCGUAAUUACAAAACCAGUGUACAUGCAUGUCAAUCUGUUAGCUGCUAUCACUAGCAUUUGGUAAUAUUUUUCUUGCAACAGAAAACUUCCACUCCUUGCCUUACAACCGGCCAAAUUCAUUGCAUGUUAUCAUGAAACAUCACAGUUAAAUUCCACAGUUAUUUUUCACUAAAAAUAAUUCAGAACAUUUUAAAAACAGUUUCGUCAAUUGGAUUUUUUUUUUUGUAAAUCCUUUUUCAUCAUUUGGAAUGCAGGACAAACUGUGCAGGGUUGUGUACACAUUUUUUGUGAAUCCAAUAUGGCGGACGAUGCCAGAAAUCUCAGUGUGUGCUGUGUGCAUGCUUUAGUAGGUCACUCCUGACGAAAUCUAACCACAACAUUAUGCAGGAGGUCAGUUUCCUUAGCUACUUGCCCUGACUACCUACAGUACCCCUGUACUCCUUGCUUAAAGGGACCGACGGAAUUACUAGUCUUAAGCCUCGUGAAACAAAAAUGGCGAUAUUGGUAGAUUUUUUUUUUAAGAGGAUCGACUUGUAGCUUGUCACGGUGCAGAAAGAUUAGGGAUUUGAUCCUUGUAGGGUAGAAAACGUGGUCAAAAUUGCUGAGAAUAUUUCUGUUCUGAUCGACAUGCCCUUUUUUCUUUCUUUUUUUCAGUUGAUAGGGAUUUUGCAUUUUAUAUUCUCCUAUGAUUUAUGUUGCCUGUAAAUGAAAUGCAGUAAUUUAUGGUACAUGACAUAGUCAUUGUAACUGCUCAUGCUUGUUUCUUCUGUGUCUUCACAUUAUUUUUUCUAAGCAAUCAAAUUUUGUACAGAGUACAGUUAACUUGAAUUCUUGUUUGUUCAAAGAUUCAUGGUGUGGCUAACACUAACGUGGACAAAGUUAACCGUUUUCAUAAUAAGAUAAUAUCAAGCACUACAAUUUUACACGUUCUUGAAGACAUCCAUUUUGUUUUUCAUGUUGAUUUCAGUUUGUACUGUUGCCUAUGCCUCGGUGACUGUUACUAACAAGUAAUGCAUUCUGAUAGGCAUUUCACACUGAGCUGUUGGUUUCACAACCUAAAAGGGAGGGCCGUUUGCAAUAAAUCCUUGACCUCAAAAGAGAAAAACACACAAGUUGGCUUGAAUAUAGCCUGGGAAAGAGUGAUUCAAGUAUUUCUCUUCUUGCUGAUAAAGAAAAUUAGUAUGCAUGCUUUAGGAGGUCAACUCUUUAAAUAGGUUGUAAACAUCGAUAUCACAUCAGCCAAAAUGGAAUAAACAGAGGGUAUGGUUGUGAGAUGAUGUGCAUGUUUUGAAGAGAGUACAGUGGAAAGUCCACUAAUUUUUACAGGUUUUUGUUUCAGAAACCAAAAAAAAGAAAAAAAGAACAUGGACAUGAAUCUGUCAAAAAAUGUGGAGUCAUUUCCUGAAAGAAACGUAUACCGGUAGUUUACUCUUGAGUCCUUGAAAAGGAAGUCAGGUGCCAAAUUUGGUCAUCAUUUUAAAAUGAGACUGCAAAGAAAAUUGCUUUUUAAAAUGUAAGAGUUAACAAAUGUGUCUUUUUUUUUCUUUUCAGGCAAUUCAUGUGCUAGAGUUUCUUUACAUGGUUGGUUUUCUGAAGUUACCUUGCACUUUGUGGUUGGGGAGAAAUUUCUCAGGUGAAUGGCCCUUAAGUGUUGAGAAAAUGGGAAAAUGAUCAAAAUCAAACAUUCUUUUGAUAAAAAAGAGAAACUAAACGUGUUCAGAUGUGAAGUGUAGCAGCAGUCUACAGUCCAUAAUCAAAACUAUUGCAAAUUUGCAAAAAACAAAAAACGGAAUAUAUCCAUAACUGGUUAUAAAACCAAAAACAUACAACACAAGCAGACAUAUCGGUAUUGUGAUGAAAUUUAAUUUGCCGGAAAUUUAGUUGUAAUUUUACAAUUUGAGAUAAAUGAAACAUGUGUGCUUUUAGUGAUUUACAAUUUAGGAAGGGAAACAUGUACAUUUUAUGCGAGUGUGUGAUUUUUCAGAAGUCUACUGGAAGGACAUUUCUUUCAAGAGAAAUUUCUUGUCCUGUGUUUCGAUGACAUGAUUAACCGAGCUAUUUUACACUGUUUUGAUAUCCAUGGGGAAAAUUGUGGGGUUCCAACUAUUUGAUUGGUUGAGUUUAAAAGGGUUGCUCUUUAAAAAAAAAAGGACAGCUCGUAUUAUUUAAUCAUUCAUGAAUCUGGUAUUUUUUCUUCUGGAUGUUAUUAUUAUACGUGGUUCAUAUUGAAUUCUAGGUUUGCAUGUGUUAGUUAUAGCUGCAUGCCACAAUACAUGCACAUGUACAUUACACUGAAGGUGUUUGCCAAUUUACUAAAACAGUAGUUCUUGGAACAUGAGAAAGUAUUUAGCAGAAAUGUGAUAAGUAGUAAAUACGUAACACCGAUUUACAAAAGUAACCUUGGAUGUCAAACUUUGGCUCCAAAUUUGGUUCGCAUAAUUUGCACAUUGUAUACGUGGAUUUGGUCAUAGUUUCAAACUUUCAAAUACAUUAGCAGUCCUGUGAAUAUACAGCAUGAUAUAUGCACAAAAGGCUGGCUUACGUAAUUAUCAACGAUCCAAAACUGCACUUUCAAGGUGACGAAGUAAACGAGUCUAUACUGCCUAAAGGGAUGUUAUUUAAAAAAAAAAAAAAAAAAAAAAUGGUAUUAAAUCUUGUUACGCUUUUGUUAUAAUGAUAACUGCUGUGCUGUACAUACCGCUUGCCUUGUGCAGCCACGCUGCUCGGUCCGUGUUUGUGCUGCGUGAUUACAUUUUAUGGGAUAUUACAGAUUGCGAAGCAAAGCCUUAGGUGUGUUUAGCUCUGUGUAACUUUGAAUUACGGGUAGCCUUGUACGUGGUGUAUCUCUAAGAUCCCACCAAAAAGGCUUGUUUUUUCGUUCGAGUCCCAUCUAAAUGUCGACAGAAUAUAAAAUGCUUUGCAAAGUUGCAUCUACCUCAAAAGUGUGGUAAAAAUGUGGCUCGAUAUUAUUACUCAAGAGCUAGCUCUACUACUCUGUUUAAACUCAGGUAUUGUACAAAAGAUAGUAAUUUUUUUUUUUUUCAACUUUUUUUUUUUUUUUGAGUUGGAAAGCUCUCGGACGUGUCGGUUUUGUGAUAGAAAUAACUUUAGGUCAUAAUAUGAAUGUUUAUUUGCAGCUGAGUGAGAUGGAACAACAAUGUUUCCAAUGCCAAGCAUCAUUUUAUUAUUUCAUGCGAUCCUUGAAAGGGUAGCAUUGUUGAAAUGUUUCGGCAGGGCUUCAAGUUCACUUGUAACGGUCAACUGUAUGGAAAAGAGUCUUGUUGUAGAAAAGAGAAUGCCAGCUUGACAUGCUCUUUUGAGCCUGUUAUUUUGCUUAUAACUUUUUUUUUAAAUGAUGCACUUUGGCAUUCCGUCUGUGUUGAUGUUCAUGUUUUGGUGCAGAAUCUGCCUCAUUUAUAUUACAAAAUAUCUUUUUUUCUCUGUAAACUUAGAAUAUUUUUUUCGGUGAAAUUUCAUCAUUUGCAAAUAGUGUUCGUUUCGGUUGAAUAAGUUGUUAUUUUGUGGGUGAAUUGAAAAAUUUAACUUUUGUGUAGGAUUGCCGAGUCUGCAUAAGGGUCAGCUGACAUGUCAUGUGAUUUUCACGGUCAAGAGGUGAGAAGCCCUGCUGAAUCAUUCAAGGUUUUUUUGUUAUAAUUGUAUAAUUUUCUGAUAUAUCUAAAACAUAGUUUUGAUCAUAUUGGAUUGAAUCCACUUUGUCGUGAAGAUGUUUAAUCGUGUCGAUUAUUUUAUUUUGAAAUUUUGUGUUAGUGUUUAUAAGAGCCUUGCAUUGUUGUUUUGAUUUGUGUCAAUCAGUAAUUGUCGUUAGAAUCUUAGAUUUUUUUAUAUUGUUAUCCAUAAAAUGAAAUAUUAGAAUUGAUUAUCGAAAAAAAUGAUUAGAUGAAUGUUUAAAUGCAUUUUUGACUGUUUGGUAACUGAAGCAGUCGGUUGGUGAUUUAGGAACUUACUACGAUUACCAAAUGCAAUUUGAUUUUCUCCUGUCAAUGUUUGAUGUAAGUAACAAAGUUCAAUUUAAAAUGCUGCAUGUUCAUGUAUUUACAGACUCUGACAUAGGUUGUAGUUUCUAUUAAUGUGUAUCAGUAGAAAGUAGCCAGAAAGGAUGUUAAACAAUAUGAUAUUAUGGAGGAAAACGAAUGCUUAAAUGCUACUGUGGAAGGGGAAUAUGACAAAGGGGUAAUUUUUGCCAAGAUCAGCAUUUGUACGUGUAGCUCAAAUGUUGCACUCUGUUUUUUUUAAUGUAAACACGAUCAUCACGAUGAGUUCAUUAACCCGGAAAUAACUACCCUUAUUAGUCUUAAUUUGCAAAAUAAAUUUAAUUUGGGAAAAGACUUCUGAAAUCUGUAUUUUACAUGAUGGAAUUGGGGAACACUAGUAGUUAUGGUUUUUGUUUGUGUGGAUCCUUACAUAUAUGCUGCAAAGGGGUGAACUAAUUAUGAAAUAGGUGUAUAGGAAGUAAAUAUGUUUGCAGGUGCCAUAUGUACAUGUAGCAUUGCUUAUUUUUUAGUAGUCUGGCCACGUCCAAGUUUGACAUAAUACCUCGAUGAACUGUUUAAUUACAUAAUGUUAUUGGAAUUGUGUAUGGAUUCUGAAGGGAAAACAGAUGUUUAGAAAUCUAAUUGGACUGUAAAACUAUGAAUUUGACUAGUCAGUUCUCAAAUUUUAUGAAAUCAAUGUAGCAUAAAUGCAAAUGGAAUGCCAAUUAAUUUUAAGUCGGAUUUUUAAAUACAUUAUGUAGUUUGCUUAUGCUGUAAACCUCCUUAGGAAACAGGAAAAUUUAAGAUAAUCCUAAAUUGAAGAUAAGGGAACCUUUAAAAUUGACACAAAUUCUGUCCUGUUGAAUAACAGUUUUGAAAUUUUUGAAAUUCAUAGUCAUAUUCUAUACUGGGGCAACUUUUUAGCAUCUUUUAUGCACGCUGAGUAAAAUUUGGUGUACGUAGUUUUUAGUGUUGGUCAGUGUAUUAAAAUUGUUAGAGUGUAGAUGAGUAUUGUAAACUGUAGUUUGAGUAAAAUUGUUACCAGUUUAUAUUUUUUAAAUGUGGCCUUUGGGAGGAGAAAUACCCAGCAACACAAGACAUUUCAGGGAAAAAAAUGUGGCGUACAUGUAUUUCAGGGAUAAAUGUCAUGGGUGAAUUCAAGUCCAGGAAGUGAUCGCGUAUUUGCUAGAAUAGUCAUGCAAUGGUUAAUGCCUUAUUGGUUUUCUGUUGCAAUUUGCAAUUGACAAUUGAGAGUUUUUGUUUUUGAAACAUUUUCAAUCUUUAGCCCAGUUCGUUAUCAGAAAAUGGUACCAAUUUCGGUUAGCAUUUGAUAACUAUUUGCCAGAGAUGUGAGAAAAACGUUUUCAGGAAAGGAAUUGUUCGUCCAUGUGGUCGAGUCCAUAAUGUUCUACCCCAACGAAAAGGCUUAAAGACCCCCCCCCCCUCAAAAAAAGCAUUUUAGUUAAAAAGUACACUACGAUAGUAUUUUAUUAGUCCUGCUAUAAACUUUUAUAUGGAAUAGGCCUAUAUAACUGUUGCUUUGCAUAAACCUUCCUUUAUACAUGUCCAUGCUUACAUGUACCUGAAAAUGCACACAGUGCUUAAUGGUACUUCAGGUAAAAUGGUUCCGUAAAUGUUUCUACCUCUUAGCAAAAAAAAACAACGAAUAAAUACAGCAACAAAGUGAUACAAUACAAUUGAUAAAUGAUACAAUUUUCUGAUGUCAUAUUGACAUCUAUUACAAUAACACAGAUUGCAUUGAUUUUUUUAAAGGGAAUGAUUUAUUAUCUAGAGACAUUUCAGAAAGGUGAAAUGCUUGUCUUAUAGAUUUUUUUUAAACAAUUUGCAUUGUCUUGGAGUGUACCUUUAAGGUGUUGUACCAUACAUGUCUUAAUAGCCAAGCUUACCUCAUGCGUCAGAAUGUAAUGUUUCAUUAUUUUGUUCAUGCAAAUAAAAGAAAGGCCAAGAAA
This is a messenger RNA of Patiria miniata (bat star), 10812 nucleotides long. It is a transcript of the gene trim71, whose product is annotated as E3 ubiquitin-protein ligase TRIM71-like. Gene Ontology annotation, biological process: protein polyubiquitination; proteasome-mediated ubiquitin-dependent protein catabolic process. NCBI's taxonomy places the organism in Eukaryota, Metazoa, Echinodermata, Asteroidea, Valvatida, Asterinidae. The coding region runs from base 215 to 2539 and encodes 774 amino acids. The transcript is spliced from 2 exons. Gene Ontology annotation, molecular function: protein binding; ubiquitin protein ligase activity; zinc ion binding. The record is from RefSeq and is a predicted model, not a curated record.